AUUUCGACAUGGAAACCCCUUCGACUUCCUUUUCACGUCGGACUCCAUUCGGCAUUAGACGUAAACGUUGGUCACCGUAACUCACCGAUCAGCUACACGAUGUCCGGAGGCUUAGACGCACUUGCUCUCAAGGAGGAAGAUGUAACAAAAUUUCUGGGCUGCUCAACUCACUUGGGCAGUUCCAAUGUUGACUUUCAGAUGGAACAGUACUGCUUCAAGAGGAAGCCUGAUGGUGUGUACAUCAUCAAUCUGAGGAGGACCUGGGAGAAGCUGCUUCUUGCUGCCAGGGCCAUUGCUGCCAUUGAGAACCCAGCUGAUGUGUGCAUCAUCUCAGCCCGCCCAUAUGGCCAGAGGGCUGUACUGAAGUUUGCUUCAGCUACUGGUGCUACACCCAUUGCUGGCAGGUUUACACCUGGUACAUUCACCAAUCAGAUUCAGGCUGCAUUCAGGGAGCCCCGUCUGCUGGUUGUGACAGACCCCCGAACAGACCACCAGCCCUUGACAGAGGCAUCAUACGUCAACAUCCCUGUCAUUGCCCUGUGUAACACUGACUCUCCACUGAGAUACGUGGACAUUGCUAUCCCAUGUAACAACAAGGGUCCCCAGUCCAUUGGUCUGAUGUGGUGGCUGUUGGCUCGCGAGGUUCUCCGUCUGCGUGGCACCAUUUCUCGUGAACACCCAUGGGAGGUGAUGGUCGAUCUCUACUUCUACAGGGAUCCAGAGGAGGCUGAGAAGGAGGAGCAGACUGCCAUCGCAGACAAGGUGACAGCCAAGGAAGACCAAUGGGCUCCUGAUGCUGCGCCUCCCAUGCAGUCUGCCCCUGAGGUGUCUGACUGGGCAGCAGAGGCUCCUACACUGCCAUCACAGCCCAUGAGCAGCCAGUUUGCAAUGACUGGUCAGGCACCAACCGAGGACUGGUCUGCUCCCGCUGAUGACUGGUCCAAGCAGGUUCCUGCUCCAGCAUCUGGAGCAGGAGCAGCAGCAGCACCACCCACUACACAGUGGGGAGGCGACUCUGUGGAGAACUGGAGCUAGACACCAAGCUUAGAUCACAUGAACAGUAGAUUUCAUAUAUUAAAAAGCAGUCUGGUAUCAUCUGACUUGUGUUAAAGAAGGAAAAAAUAAAAAGUCAAGAUUA
Molecule: messenger RNA, 1138 nt
Organism: Mya arenaria
Lineage: Eukaryota; Metazoa; Mollusca; Bivalvia; Myida; Myidae
Product: 40S ribosomal protein SA-like
Exons: 6
Coding region: 100-1035 (311 amino acids)
Biological process (GO): ribosomal small subunit assembly; cytoplasmic translation
Cellular component (GO): cytosolic small ribosomal subunit; 90S preribosome; ribosome
Molecular function (GO): structural constituent of ribosome
Source: RefSeq, a predicted model, not a curated record